Messenger RNA from Nerophis lumbriciformis (worm pipefish), 1197 nucleotides. The record is from RefSeq and is a predicted model, not a curated record. NCBI's taxonomy places the organism in Eukaryota, Metazoa, Chordata, Actinopteri, Syngnathiformes, Syngnathidae.
AUGGUGUACGCCCGGGCCGUCGCGGCGACGACGACGGAGCGCUCGCUCUUCGCGCCGGCCUCCUCGCGCCCGGCGGUCUCCCGCAACUACUCGGAGGCGGAGAACGGCACGGCGGCCGAGUCCGGCCCGGAGGGGCUGACGACGGGCGAGGCGGCCGCCUUGGCCCUGGCUUUCGGGGCCCUGUGGCUGGCGUCGGUGGCGGGCAACGCGCUGGUCUGCCUGGUGAUCCGCCGCAGCCGCCGCGCGCAGUCCACCACCAACUACUUCGUGGUGGCCGUGGCCCUCGCCGACCUGCUCUUGAGCGUGGGCGGCGCGCCCGCCGUCUUGGCGCAGGUGGCCUGGGGGCGCUGGCCCCUGAGCGCGGCGGCCUGCGCGGCGGUCCGCUACGUGCAGCACCUGUGUCCCGGCGUGCAGGCCUACGUCCUGCUGUCCGUCUCGGUGGACCGCUUUUACACCAUCGUGCACCCGCUCAGCUUCAGGGUGUCUCGCGAGAAGGCCAAGAAGAUGAUCCUGGCCUCCUGCGCUCUGGACGCCGCCCUGGUGGCGCCCUGCCUCUACUUUUACGGCGCGGCGCCCGUCGACGGCCGCCACUGCCGCUUCUUCCUGCCCGAGGGCCUCGGCGGCGUCUCCUACGCCGCCGCGCACCUCCUGCUGGGCUUCGCUCUCCCGGCGGGCCUGGUGGCGUCCUUCUACGGCCGGGUGGUCCGCCACAUCUGGAGGACGGGCGCCGACGGCCGCGCGGUGCGCCGCACCACCAACGCUGUUCCUCGCGCCAAGGUCAAGACCGUCAAGAUGUUCCUGGUGCUCAACUGGCUCUUCUUCUUGACGUGGACGCCCUUUUACCUGGCGCAACUGUGGCACCCCCGCGAGGAGCAGUGGGAGGCGGGCGGGCGGCGGCGGGGGCUCCUCUUCUUCGCCGCCGUCAGCUGGAUCGCCUUCAGCUCGGCCGCCUCCAAGCCCACCUUGUACUCGAUCUAUAACGCCAACUUCCGCCGCGGCGUGCGCGAAACUUUCUGCGCGUCCUCCGUCAAGUGUUACCGUAGCAACGCCUACACCGUCACCGCCAGCUCGCGAUUGGCCAAGAAGAACUACGUGGGCGUGGCCGAGCUCGCCGCCGAGGACUUUCCGUCCUCGGAGCGCGACGCCAAAGGCCGGACCAGAUUGGCCUGGACCGCCGCCCGCAACACCUUUGUGUAG